UCCAGGCCACUAAUGGGACUAAGAAUAGAUCUCUGCUCUCAUGCUAGAUCCUUCAUGGCUUGGGAAAAACACAGGGACCCGGUGGUACAAGAGGCCUAUCUACUAGCGCACGACUACAUUGCUUAUGUUACAGGCAAAUCUACAGGCCCGGCACCGUCUGAAGCCACACUAGCCCUGCGGCAAGCUGCUGAUGAACUGCUGGAAAAAUUCCCAAUUUUUUUCAAACGCUGGCCCAAAGUUUUCAGUGGGGUAACUGAGGAAAAUGCCUGCGACUUCCUCAUUCAGAUUGUGGAUGAGAAUUUCAAACAACAGCAGGAACGUCAGCGCAGACAGACAGGUUAUGCCAUGGAGCUGCCAUGGAGCAUGGUGCUCUCUGUUUAUGUGCUGGCUGGCCAGAUGGCCAUUUACUGCCAGCAGCAUGGCAUGGAGCAUGUCCUUGGUCCUUUAGCAGAGAAGGUGGGCUGUUAUGUAGAGGAAAAUGUUUGCCCAUUUAUUAAGGAGAAGGAUGGAUGGGUGGGCUUCAAUGAACGCUUCAGGAGAAAGGAUGGGCUGGAGAAGAAGGUGCUGAAGGCCUGCUGUGGUCUCCUGCUUGUCAGCUUGGCUCUCCUCCUCACCUGCUUCCUGUGGAGAAAAAAGAUGGCUUCCUCCUGA
Molecule: messenger RNA, 651 nt
Organism: Xenopus laevis (African clawed frog)
Lineage: Eukaryota; Metazoa; Chordata; Amphibia; Anura; Pipidae
Exons: 2
Coding region: 13-651 (212 amino acids)
Source: RefSeq, a predicted model, not a curated record